Dermacentor albipictus is the source of this 11311-nucleotide messenger RNA. RefSeq lists its product as uncharacterized. Lineage: Eukaryota; Metazoa; Arthropoda; Arachnida; Ixodida; Ixodidae. The record is from RefSeq and is a predicted model, not a curated record.
CAGCGUUUUCAGGUUGGUUUCUUUUUUGGUUUUCAGUGGGCAUUGGCCGCCGUUGAGCGGUCGACAAAAUGCCGUCGGAACUGCCCUUCAUACGUCGUUGCUGACUUUAGUAGUCCAAUUUAAGUUCCUUUAUUCCAUACAUCACACGUACAAAAUGGAGCACAAGCCGUUUCUGUGGAGUAACGACCGGCAGAAAAUACUCAUUGACUUUUUCAAGGAGAACGAAUUUCUGUACAACCCUAUUCAUCCAGACUACAAGAAGAGGAGACUUCGAGACAAGAAGAUUCUCGAACUGUGCAAUACACUCGGGUGUUCAAUGCUGGAAUGCAAGAACAAGUUCCACAACUUACGCACGUACUUCUUCCGCGAGUAUAACAAGGUUCUCAAGCACAACGGGACUUGCAACGGGAACGGGGAGGAAACUUACACUUCCAAGUGGGACUUCUACGAAGACAUGAAGUUUCUUAAUGUGUGCUACCUUCCUCGAACUAUGGAGAUAGCUGCUGCAAAUGAGAACAACCAUGAGCCCCCGGCAGAUCCAUCUGGCGCAGAAAACAACUGGGAAGUCAACAGCAUUCUGGAGCCAGACUGCCUUAUAGAUGAGUCCACCGAGGUACUGGAGGCCGAGCAGGACAGCUCCAGCGUCUCGGAGCACCGUGCCCAGACGCCCCCGCACAAGCGGAGAAAACAGCAGGAGGAGCAUUCCGCGACGUCGGCGACGCCUACCAGGAACAGUGCGCUGCUCGACGAGGAGCACUACUUCGGAAUGUAUGUCGCGGCUGCGCUCCGCACGUUCGAUGCCUUGGCCCGUGACACAGCCAAGGUCAAGAUCAUGGACCUGAUCAUGCAUUUAAGGCACAACGUCGACCCCAAUCAUAGGAAGUAGUGGCCAACGGGAAACCGCACCUCGCUGUUGUGCACCCAUCGUGUUCGCAUACAAAGUAACAGAGGCAGCAAUAAUCGACGUGACGUGAGCGAGUGUCUUGUCACCUGUUGUUUUAGUUUUCACUCAGUGACGAGUCUCCCGCCAGCACCUUGUUUCUUGAGCACGUUGAAGCAUGCGUGGACUUGUUUUAACGCAGCAUUGUAGUUGAUGUGUACGUAAAGAUAAAUUAAGUGAGGUCAGUGGUGUCAGUGAACUGUGUUGGUGGCAUGCACAGCCAUGAUCGUAAGAGUCAAAUGCACCAGCUGAGGUCGCUAAGCAGCUAAGGUGUUCUGUGCAACUGAUUGUGAGGUCAUGGGUCCGAUCCCUGCCCGGAUGCCAAUGGUGAAUGAAAUGCAAAAAUGCUUGUGUGUGUUGCUUUGAGUGCAUGGUAAAGAACUGCUAGUGGUCAUAAUGAAACAACUGUACAUCUCCUAACUGUUGUCUUGCUUUGGGAUGUUAUGUCACAUCAGUCAAUUGCAAAUUAAAUGCCCUCCCUUGCAAGCAAGCAUCGAAAAACCUAAUGUUUUCAGAAAUCUUGCUUUACAAUGCAUGCUUAACGGAAAAAUCAUGGCACAGUGACCAGAAUUCUAGUCAGCUUGUUCCACAAUGAAACAAGCUGGAACAAGUCAGCUUGUGCAUUUUGUUCCAACUGCUAUUUUUUAUGGAGGAGGAUGAUUUGCAUGCCGUGAUGGAUUGAGGUCUGAUAUAAUGUCACACGGCCCUUCCGACUUUGCAUGUGUAUGAUGAGGGCAAAGAAGAGAUGGUGAGAGCUUAAUGGUCCAUUUGCCAGCACUGUGUAUUGUACAGAGUAGUCACAGUUAAACCAUAGGUCCACUUGCCACAUACGGACCAUCAAGUUGUUAAGUUGUCAAGUGGAACAGGGUGGGUACUUGGCCAGCAAUUCCUGCAGCAUAAUCUCAUAAUAGUAACCCAUAGUUAUGAGCAAAGCUUGCAGCUUGGUGCACUGUGCAAUCAGGUUAACGGGAUUAGCCACAUCAGGACUCUCAGAAUGCCACAUUUUUACUGGCUGGUCAGUGUGGAAAACGAAAUUAUAAGUGACUUCACAUUUUAUUAUCAAAACUAUUUUUUUUCAUUGUACCAAUUACUACUAUAUAAGUGGGGCCGAAGAGUGCUAGUUGUACAAGUCAUCACCUACGAUGUGGAACCACCAGCCUCUCGGUGCUCAAAGAAUGCUGGUAACUAUGGUCACUGGAGGCAUCACUGGCCAACUAUCUGCCCAGUCAUUCCUUGCAUCCUAGAGCACUGUACUUUAAUUGUACUUCAAGUUUCACUGAGCUUCAACUUUUCACUACGUUCGGCCUAAAGGUCAAUAUUGGUGCCAAUGUUAUUUUCUAGAAGCAGGCUUGUUGAUUAAAUCUUGGCACAUUGAUGUUGUUCAUUUGAAGGUAACUUAGUGCUGGAGAAGCACAAGUGCAUGAAGGGUUAUUUCUUACUUUCGAAACCUACAAAGUAAGCACACUUUCUGCAUGUACCAGGCAUCUUGAGGUGCCUGCUUUCUAACAAACAUGCCUUCAGAGUCACAAGUGUUAAACUUAUUUUCUAUAUCAGGGAACUUCAUGAAAAAAUGUCGAGCUUCGCCAAUCUGUUUAUUUGGUUAGCUGUCUCCGCUGUUGAUCAAACAGAUGCCCAGCCAGUCAAAAGAUCCUUGAGCAAUUAGUACCACCUACAAUGCAGCAUAUACAAGAGGAAGGAAUGGAACUGUUUGCUUUUGAGAAAAGGCUAACGAUGGAUGAGAUUAUGUUUCGGUCUUUUACAAGUUGGUUAGCAAAGUGCUCAUUUUCGAAUACAAGAGAAAUCUGCCAUUAGGAAUUAUUCAACGAAAGAACUGUUUUAUAUAAAUUCUGAGAACACAGUUUUUACCAACCGAUUGGAAGGAGAAGGCAUGUGAAGAAAAAAUGCCUGUCACAGCAAAGCUUCUGACACUGCAGGGUUUGCAGGCUUAGAUUAACAUAUGAUGUAGGUAGAGGAAAAGGAAAUUUGGGUUGCUCAUAAGUAAAUCAAAAAAGCACAAAAAACGCAAAAUACAGUGGAUUUAUGUGUAAGAAUAAACGGUCAUGGAUUAGAUUAAAAGGCAGUUACAGCUAACACACAACCACAAUGAAUCAGUUUCUGUAUACAAAUGCGAAGUAAUUAAUGAAUGUGACAACUUAUAACACUUAAAAGGCUAUGAAUGUGCGCUAGUUCAUAUGAAUCCAUCGGUAAAAACAGUAUGAAAUGGAUGCGGGCAAGGAAAGAACAUAGGCCAAGCGCUUGUCGUGUGUACCUCCCUUGUCCGUGUUUAUUUUGUGCUGUUUUUACCGAUGUAUCACAGUAGGUUGCUACUCAGAAGUAGAACAUUUGAAAGAGUGAAAGAGGUAAAUCUUAGUCACAUCAUCAAAGCCGAUUGCAUCCAUACUAAAACGUACCUGUAUGCUCUCCACUGAUUCUGUUUCUCGUGUACCAUUCUUAAGAGAUUAUUGAAGAUUUUGUAACAAUUCAGCUUCAUUGUCAUAAGAAGGGUAUGGUAGACAUACAGAAUUAUUGCACUGUGUAAGGGCCUUUUCAUUAUUGAUGACCGGGUGUGAUCAAGUUCUGGGAAACCGACUGUUUCACAGGUACAACAGGUUAAUUUCGAAACUUUUUAACAUGAUAACAAGAUGAAUACAAAGGCAGCAAUGUAAAACUAGCAGUGGGAAAGCCUAAAGUCUCUCAGAUGUGGCAGACUGCAUUAAAGGGACCCUGAAACGAUUUUGACGAUUUUCUACAAACGUACUGAGUCAUUAGAGUAGGUCCUUCUGAUCUUUAAUUGACGUAUCUAAGUGCUUCGCGUAAAGCGUGUAAUUUAUUAUAAGGUUCUAAAAAUGCACAUCGCUGCCGAUCGCAGCACACUGCACAGCGGAAUUUUAAGCCGCCCCUACCCAUAUGAUGCAAAUCACCCAUAUGACAUCAGUGGGGCGAGCUAUCCGAUUGGCUGACCAGGGCGCGUGAUCGAUAAUUUUUCCAACUUUAUGGCAAGCAAAUAAUGUUCGUAAUAGUUGAAAUGUUAGUUAAUUUGUUUUAUAAAAAAGAAAGUAACAUAAAGGGGAAAGUAAAAUAAAGAACAAUUUUUCAGUACACUUAAGCACUUCUGGUGCACAGCAAGUGUCCUCUGCUUGUGUUACCUGCUCUGUCUUUGACGAGAGCUCCGCCGUCAGUGUCGGUCUGUCUUUUCGCGAGCGCUAUGAUUCGACUUUGUUAUGUUUUGGACUGCAAAUGUAGCGACUGGCAAUAUGUCAAGCUGUGACAUCGUGUCCCUCAGCAAGCCAGUAGACGAGUGGACUGGCUGCAGCGCAUCAGUCUGCUGCUAUCUGAUUGGCACCAGGAUUUGCGUGAUUGCGGCCAUCACUUAACACCUGAAGAUUACUAACACAAUAGCAUUUCGCGAGUCUGGUAUUAGGGUAAACGCAAGCACAAAGGGGACAGGGCCUGACUGUGUCCCCUUGCGUGUCAUUUCAUGGGAUGAACAGAAGCACACAUGUGAAUGGUCUGCACGGUGCAGCCACCUGGCGGCAUAGAGCUCAACCACACACAGUGGCAGUAACAAAAUGUAUUCUUCUUUGCUGCUGGUGUAAAUUUUUCGCGGGAGUGUAAUCGUUAACACAUUGUUUUUGUAAAUGUUUAAAAUGUUUUACACUUGGUUAGAGCAAUAUUAGCUCUUUCUUUGGCUGGUUAAGCUCUGCCCCAACGGGUGGCUGGACUGUGGAGACCUAUCAGGCAGCUCACGUACGUCUACGCUAAAGUUCCUUCAUCAGCUUGAGUUUAUGCUUCCACCGUUCUGUCGAAACGUUCCGCUAGUGUGUGGUUAACGAAAUACCAGACAUGUUCGGUGCUGCGACAGAAGGCUCACAAUGCACGCUGCUUCAAUAGCUCUUGCUUGCGGUCGACAGCCAAGCGGCUACCGGAGAGGUUUCGUGCGGGCAGGGGCGGGUUCCAAAAUAACCGGAAAUGGACGAUCUGACGUCGCAUCGUGACGCAGAACCAGUGAAGGCGGAGCUUAGCCCCGAUGGCUCGGCGAACGAGUUGAGGAGGAAAAGCAUGGCUAGGGAGGAGGGUAACUUGUAAUCGCUUGUAGCUACAUUAAUACGUAACGCUUCACUUAAAUUGUGGCGCAAAUGUUCUGCUUAAGCUGUACCCUACAUGUCUACAAAAUUUGUUUUAACCAUUUCAGGGGCUCUUUAAGAUAUUGCUGUGCUUGCCCAGUGCCAACUGGAAAUACAAUUGGAAUGAUCAUGAACAUGCAUUCUGGCACAUGUAUCAGUUUGAUGAGAGUUAAUUUUAAGUGGUAUGUGUGUGUUUGAUGGUAACGGUAUCAAUGUAAACCAUCAGCAGUCAAGCUUUAGUCAGAAGUGAGACUGAUAAGGCUGAAAGAUUGAGCAGCUUAUUGUCGUAUGGUGUACAUCAUAAAACGUGCGUGCAUUGGGAGCAUGGAGUUACUGGAGCAUGGACAUUAGACUAUGUUACAAUUAUUUUGGCUAGAUAUUUUGCUUGAUUGAACACAUCUUGCCCUGUGGCAUAUUUAAGUACCUAACUAAAAGCAUACAUAAAACAUGUAAGUUAUGCUCAACAGGUUCAACUGUCACAGCGAUAGAGUUAUGCUAGGAAAUUAGUAGUGCAAUGUGAUCACUGCAUAUUGGUACUGGUAUCUGUGUAUGUUAUUUCUCAUUGUCCACAGUGUGAACUGAUGAAGGUGUCGAGAAAUACAGCAUAGUUAGUGUAUUUUCUGAAACAUAACACGCACCUGGAUAUUAAGGAGUGGAAGUACGAAGUGGACAUACCUGCGAAUGCGAUUUCAUGGCAUCACACAGUGAGUGCACUGUUGUGUGACGCUACAUGCAAAGGCAAAAUUUGCUCCUAAAUUUGCACUGCAACACUGUGUGAAUGCGCAUCCGGCUUUAAUAGACAACAGUGGUGAAAAAGUGGUCACAAUUAACCAUGCCAAGCAUGUUUGUUUACGGAGCUUUGCUGCCUGCUGACCAUUGCGCCGAGUUUCUUUUGUGAAAAUAUGGCCAUUGUAUUGGAUGAUUUGGGGAUUGUAGGCUCCCAAUGGCUGUAUAUAUGUAAUAUUUUUUUUCUUUUUCGCAGGUUGUAAUUGCAGGUGUAGGUCAUACAUAGGGGCAGGUUCUGUGUAAAAAAAAAUAUGGUAAAAUUUGUCGAAGGUAUGGGGCUUGGAAAAGUUCAUUUAGUGUGAUAUUCUCUCUCUCUCUCUCUUUCUCACUUCCCUAAUUUUGGUCCAAUGAAUGUACAUGAACUCCAAGCCACCAUUCAAUUGAUCACAAAAGCUGAUUUUUGGUAAAAUGUUUAAGAGUAAGUACAGUGAUGUACUGGCUUUAGUGCUCACAAAGUUGAUUGGGAGUCAGCAAAAUGAUGUUACUUACUUGUAAGUUUGUGGUGUAGUGUAAUAUGACUCCUAAGGUUCUCACACUUUUGUGGGAAAGCAUGUGUAAACAUUCAUUUAGGUGAGAGCUAUGGUUUCUGUGGUUGUGAUGUAAAAUAUUGUGUUUCUAGCAGUGCAUUUGUGCAGCAGUUCUAUGCUCCAUAUUGCACUUAGCAAGCUACACUGUUGCUGCUGCAUUACAAUUUACAAAUACAUUGCAACUGCUGCUGUACACUAGUGCACCAUUUGGUGAAAGAGGGCAGGAGACCAUAUCGCAACUCUAUACUUUCUUAUUAUCCACUCGCCAAGCCUAACUGCGCUCUAUCUUCUUUUUUUCUCUCCGACUUCCACCCAACAUUCCGUAAGAACAUGAUUGUUGUAACUGGUGAAAAAGAGAAAUUUUUAUAGGGAAAUAUGUUAUUUCUACCAAUAUACCAGACCACUUACAUGAACACACCAGCCACGCUCUUAAAAAUUGCACAAUCUCUAGGGUGCGAUUUUGUUUGACAACAAUAAUCAUAGUCUGUGCACAAUUUCAUUCCUUAACACUACAGGCCUGGUACGUUCUUGUCAGGAAUGCCAUGUGUGCCAUGAAUGCCAUGUAUGCCAGCAUUACACCUUAAAAGGUGUUAUAUGUUAAUGCAUUCUUAACUGUGCACCCAAAAGGGUGCACAGCUGUAUUGCACUCUUUAAAAAUAUACACCCUUGUAUGAAUGCUGUACACCCUAAAUGUGAAAAGGUGUAUAUUUACGGUUGUACAUCCUAAACGGUGUAUGUAAUGUGCAGUUGUAUUUCUUUUAUGCCGUAAGGGGUGUGCAGCAUAUGAAUGUGCAUUAUUGAGUUGAACCUGAGCGAUGGCCUAUUGCAAUAAUUCAGUUUUGCAUGAGAAUUACAGUUAAUUUGGUAAUAGUGGUAACCAAGUGUGUGCUAGUUGCGACUUGUAGUUAUGGAGCUACACCUUUAGGGACCUGUAACUGAAGGUCAGAUCACUUGGGGUGAGUGUGGCUGCGCAACUAGGCACAGCUUGAAGGCCUUGUCACUGGCAUUGUUUGCAGCCACUGAUGUUAGGUUGUGUCAAUUGGAAGGAACUGCAUCAUCAUAGUAUUCUGAAGAGAAAUGGUAAAUUGCAAAUCAAUUCGUGCUUGCAAAAGCGGAGCACAGCUUACAGCGGCAGUCGAGGGUGUCAGGCAGCAGUGUAGCUUCGACCGAGCAGUGCACCAGGUGUGGUAAGAUAAGGAAGUCUGCGCUGUGUCCAGAGUUGUGCAUUUUAGAGAAAGUAAACUACCGACGUGCUCCAUAGUUGACAACGAGAAGUUGACAUUACAUUCCCCUGGUGUGGUCUGCCUGCCGUAGCAUCAUUCGCACAUUCACUUGGCACACAGCAUGUGUAUCUUGCUCAGGUCAGGGUGUCAUCAGUCCUCUAGGGUCGUGUUGUUUGCAUUAGCACUCCCUGGGUUGUACUCUCAGUCAGUGACUUUUCGUAACAAUUUCACAUGAUGGAGGAUGUGGUGCACAACCUCAAAUAGUCAUGAGCGUACCUUGCUGCCACAAAGUUUUGGUUGCCAAUCAUGCUAAUGCAUCAAACGCUGACACAAUGCAGGAAUAAUGUUAUUGAUGAGUGUUCCUGCUAUUACGCUUGUUCUGUAAAGAGACUUAGCUGCGUGAGCCCAUUACCGCACACAGAAACUAAUAUACUCAGAACUGAGAUCAUAUGAUAACGCGAUCUUGGUGAUUACCUGGAUGCCCAUCGCAUUUAUUCCUGGAGAAAACAUGCUAAAUUCUCUAAUAUGUUAUCUUCACCAAAGUUGAGACAAGGCAUGCUGACUAAAAGUACAUUACAUUUAAAAGUGCACUACCCUGAUGUUCACUAAAAACUGGUUAAAAAGUGACACUUGCUCUGAAACUGCAGCUUUGCCUCGCAAUGUCAGGGUAACAUUAAAUAGAAUCAUGAUAACGAAAGAUAAAUACACAACAGUAUAAUAUAAUUGGACACCCAACAUUAACUCCACAACUUUACAAGGGUUGAUAUAUCACCUUGCACUUGGCCAUAGUAACACAUUUAUAGCACAACAGAAGAGGAAAGCAAGCAUGGACAGGGAGAACACAAAACAAGUGGUAACUUUCAGCAUAUGUCUUUCUUUUAAACAAGGUGCACAUACAUAUAUUGACAAUGCCUAUACUUUAUAACAUAUACCAUGUUCUGUCAAAACAAACAUACAACUCAUGCAGAUAAUAUUGACAUAUAAAAUGACAUAUAAAGUUCCUUUAGGAUGGAGUGCUUGUGCACUCGGAACUUGAACUUUGAAAUUUUUCCCAUCUUAUUUGUUGUUAGACUGUCUUCCUGUCUCGGCACAGUAGAACAACUUUGAAAAAGGGGCUUGGAUCUGCAUGCUCUGCCAUGUCCUCUGUCGUGUCUUCUAGUGACGUUACUGCAGUUCACUCUUAACAGGUCAUUCACCCCAGCCCCACUUCUCUGACAUGAUGCUUGUCACAGCAAAGACAUACCUAGUAAGUCAUAACAAUUCACAGAAAGCAUUAUGUGCCAUUUGUUGCAACCACACCUUUUGCCAGGUAUUUCACCCACUGUUUGCCAAGUUGCAUGGGGUCGGAAGCACUAAGAUUAGCAUGUCCUGCCUCACGACCCCCACUCCCUUUCUUAAGCCCCUUCCCAAUUAGGCAAGAGAUAUCGUGCUAUUGUUGUGCACCACUUUUUCUUUUAUAAGGGGCCUAAACUCCUGAAACGCUAGCUAGCUCAUAUGAUGUCCCAAGGAACUUUUCAACUUGCACCUGAAUGUUCAGGGGGGCAACCUCCGACCAACAUCUAAGAGGAUUGGCAGUAGAACAACCUACCUCUUGGUGAGAAUGUUUCCAAGUCAAACACUGACACAGGUAAUUUUUUUUAAUUUCUUGGGUUUUAUGUGCUAAAGCCACAGUAUGAUUAUUAGGCAUCCCAUGGGCUCCAGAAAUGAUUAAUACCUGGGGAUCUUUAACUUGCACCGAAUGUGCGGUACAUGGGCGCUUUCGCAUUUCGCCCCCAUCAAAACGCGGCUGCUGCAGCUGGGAUUUUACCCCGCGACCCUGUGCUUAGCACCACAACGCCAUAGCCACUAAGCCCCCGAGGCGGGUCUGACACAAGUACUGUCUGUUCUUGUUUCACUGUAGCAUAAAUCUGUCUUCUCGACAAUAAAUGAGCUGACACGUUUCAUUAAUUUCUAGUAGGCCAGCAAAAUAAAGCGAGACAUAUAUGAGUGGGACUUGGCAUUAUUAAUAUAAACUGCUAGUACAAAUGUAGCUCAAUAUCGGGAGUUGAAGGCCAACUGCAACAGAAGUUUUGGCCCUGUAAGAAGCCUACUUUCAGAUAGCGUUGAUGUUGGGCAGCGUUCGUGCAAUAUAUGAGUGAAUGUGUCACAAAAGGCUCGCAAAAGUAGACGUUUGUGCUGAAAAAAAAAACAAAUGUGUCGUUGCUGCUCACCGGAAGUGAUGCAUGACUCGGAUUGUGCUGUUCUUCUGCACGAGGUCAGAGAUUGGUGCCACACUUAGUUGUCUGUGGCAUGCCUGAAGAUCUUGGAGGUGACGUUCCGGGACUUUCUCAUUGUCUGCUUAGGGGGCUAUUUAAACUCUGCUGCUAAGAAAAUUAAACAACUGCCAGCCGUGCAGUUUUGCCAAGUCUGUUUCAGUAUAAUGUACUGCCAAUUCUAUAAUCAAUUUAAUGUAAGUGAAAUUUCGUUGCAGUUGGCACCUUGGAGGGUUGGUCUUAUUUUGGACUGUGUUCUUUGUUGAUGACAUUCAAGAACGGCUUUUUCAGUGCAUGCGGGCUUGCUAAACUAGCAACAACGUGCAACACCAAAUGUACUUAGAGGUGACAUUAAUUCUCAUCAGCAUUUGUUUCAUGUCACAUAAUUGCUGAGUACAGAGAUAGGAUGGGCAGCAGAAAAGUUGUGGCAUCAAUGAAUACUCAUUGACUCUGAGGGCGUUGCGUUGAAUGUUGCUUCUACGAAAAGGAAAUAAUUCAACAUGUAGCCCCCGAUUUUGCCAGGAGUGCUGUGUCGUGCAAAUCUGAGCACUCCCCAGGAAAUAUCGGUGUCAAAUCCUCUUUUGGGAGUAGCACUAUUUUAGUUUUUGUUUUGUUUCUUAAUGAGUUCUGUUGUUGACUUCCUGGUAUUUAAAAAAGAAGGAACAAUGAGAUUUUUUUAUUGAAAUCAUUGUUGUGUUCGGAUGCGAGUUCGAAGGCUUCAAAUUUAAGACUACAAUUCACCUGUUUCUUUUUUUUUUCUGGCGAUAUUGCCUUUUGUAAAGUAUGCAUCAAAAGUAUGUGUUUCUUGGAACAUCACAGUUGAGGGCGUGCUCUUGCCUAUGUAUGCCUUAGUUGCCUAAAACUUUUUUUAGUCAUGCUCAUUAUCUUGCGAUUAGAACAACUAUUUAUGAACACACGUCUGCACCGCCUCAUUCUCUGAAAAUUUAUAUUCAUGACUCUACCUCAGUAUAGUAAGCCCUUUCUUUAUCUUAUGUAAUGACCCUAUGAUACUAUGACGCAGCCGUCUAAUUUUUCAGGUCACAGGACAUGUUGUGCCAUGGUGACAUAAAAAAGAUUAAAACUGCCUUUUUCUCGUGUGUUGUAAGCCCUGCAUGUUUCUUAUUGUGAUAUUUUUUCGUGCAACCAAUGCUCCCAAGAGUUUGCUUUUUGAACUCUUGUUUUUACUUGCAAUAUUUAUUGACAUUCCCACAUUCAUCAGACGCAUCUUGACUGGUUGAAGUGUUUUGAAGUCAUUCCUUGUGUUUUUUAUCUCAUGGUGUGUGACUGGAACAUGUGUUGCAAAUGUCAUACAUGGGCUGUUCUUUCUUUUUUUGCUGUUGUGUUUCUUUGUUGGUAAUGUCUACAUGAUAUUUUUUUGUGGUGUGAGCAUGUCUGUUCAUGUCUCUCAUUAGAGGACGUCCUUCAUAGGUGAAAUAAAGCAGAUGUGUCAAUUCUUUGA